UUAAUUUCCAGGAGUAAAUUCCAAAGGCUAAGUCUAAACCUUGCUACAGAGCCUCUAUUUAAAGACGGAUAGAAGGCUAGGAGGCUAGCUAUCUCUUUAGGUUCUGGUUGAGUUAGUGUAGUUUAGGUCCAUCCAAUUGGUGAAUUCUCUCUCCAGUUCCCCCGCUAUCCAUCCUGGUUUUCCGUAUUGGGAAAUGGGUUGUAAGUGUUGGGACUCCAGGGCUUUUGUUUUCUGGUGCAUUGUGUUGUUGUCUUUGAUCCAUGUUUCCCUGGGUUCCAAGGCUAGGCACUUCAAAUGGGAAGUGGAGUACAUGUACAGGACUCCAGAUUGUCUCGAACGUGUUGUGAUGGGUAUCAAUGGCCAGUUUCCGGGGCCGACCAUACGGGCUAAAGCUGGAGACACCAUUGUUGUGGAACUCACCAACAAGCUUCACACCGAGGGAGUUGUCAUUCACUGGCAUGGAAUCAGACAGCUUGGAACACCAUGGGCAGAUGGGACUGCUUCCAUUUCACAAUGUGCUAUCAACCCUGGAGAAACUUUUGUAUACAGGUUCAAAGUUGACAGGCCUGGAACAUUCUUGUAUCACGGGCACUAUGGAAUGCAAAGAUCAGCUGGCUUGUAUGGGUCCCUUAUAGUGGACGUGGCAGAUGGAGAGAAAGAGCCAUUCCAUUAUGACGGUGAGUUCAACCUCUUGUUGAGUGAUUGGUGGCACCAAAAUGUUCAUGAGCAAGAGGUUAGCCUUUUCUCCAAGCCAUUCCGUUGGAUCGGCGAGCCCCAGAGUCUAUUGAUUAAUGGAAGAGGGCAAUUCAAUUGUUCAUUGGCUGCAAAAUUCGGCAACAAUGCUUCUGUCAGCCAGUGCAAGUUUAGAGGGAAUGAGCAAUGUGCACCCCAAAUCCUGCAUGUACAUCCAAACAAAACCUACAGGCUGAGGCUUGCCAGCACUACAGCUCUAGCUUCAUUGAACUUGGCCAUUGGGGUAGGUACCUUAGUCAUUAUGAGGGCUGAUGGGAACUACGUGCAACCAUUUGCAGUUAACGACUUAGAUAUUUAUUCAGGGGAGAGCUACUCGGUUCUGUUAAGAACAGAUCAACUCCCCUCCAAGAAUUAUUGGAUUUCAGUUGGUGUAAGAGGCAGAGAACCCAAAACACCUCAAGGCCUCACCAUUUUGAACUAUAUUCCCACCUCUGCAUCAAAACUCCCCACCUCUCCACCUCCUGUGACGCCUCGAUGGGACGAUUACAAUCACAGCAAAGCGUUUACUAAAAGUAUUUUUGCCCUGAUGGGAUCCCCUCAGCCACCAAGAACUCAUGACCGCAGGAUUAUCCUCCUCAACACUCAAAACAGGAUCAAUGGAUUCAUCAAGUGGUCCAUCAACAACAUUUCCUUAGCAUUGCCGCCAACCCCGUACUUGGGCUCCAUUAAAUUUGGCCUCAACCAUGCUUUUGAUCAAAGACAACCCCCUGACAACUAUGAUAACAGUUAUGAUAUCAUGAAGCCUCCGGUGAACCCCAACUCAAUUCAUGGAAAUGGAGUUUACACCAUUAACUUCAACACCACCGUGGAUGUGAUACUUCAGAACGCCAACGCGCUAGCCAAUAAUGUUAGUGAAAUACAUCCAUGGCAUUUGCAUGGUCAUGAUUUUUGGGUGUUGGGCUACGGAGAAGGGAAGUUCAAAGAAGAAGAUGAGCAGAGCUUUAACUUGAAGAACCCACCACUGAGAAACACUGCUGUGAUCUUCCCAUAUGGAUGGACUGCAUUGAGGUUCUUUGCAGAUAAUCCAGGAGUUUGGGCAUUUCAUUGUCACAUCGAGCCACAUUUGCACAUGGGAAUGGGAGUUGUUUUUGCUGAAGGUGUCCAUCGUGUUGGUAAAAUACCCAGAGCUGCUCUUGCUUGUGCCUUAACAGGAAACAAGCUCAACUAAUCUAAUUAACUCAUGUAUAAAAAAAUUUAGAUCUCAUUCCGGAAGCAGUUAGCUAAUUUCUGUAUGGUGGCAACAAAUCGGAGUUCGGAUAUAUUUUAAGCUUUUGUAUCCUGAAAGAUACACUAGUUUUCUUGGAAUUUUACAUAUAGCCUUUUGUCUUC
Molecule: messenger RNA, 2082 nt
Organism: Theobroma umbraticum
Lineage: Eukaryota; Viridiplantae; Streptophyta; Magnoliopsida; Malvales; Malvaceae
Product: L-ascorbate oxidase-like
Cellular component (GO): extracellular region; plasmodesma
Molecular function (GO): oxidoreductase activity; copper ion binding
Source: RefSeq, a predicted model, not a curated record